Molecule: messenger RNA, 3324 nt
Organism: Budorcas taxicolor (takin)
Lineage: Eukaryota; Metazoa; Chordata; Mammalia; Artiodactyla; Bovidae
Gene: ABTB3
Product: ankyrin repeat and BTB domain containing 3
Exons: 17
Coding region: 1-3324 (1107 amino acids)
Molecular function (GO): protein heterodimerization activity
Source: RefSeq, a predicted model, not a curated record
AUGGCCAGGAGAGGUAAGAAGCCGGUGGUGCGGACGCUGGAGGAUCUAACACUGGACUCGGGUUAUGGUGGCGCGGCGGACUCAGUGCGCUCCUCCAACUUGUCCCUGUGCUGUUCCGACUCGCACCCGGCGUCCCCGUAUGGCGGGAGCUGCUGGCCGCCUCUAACUGACUCCAUGCACAGCCGGCACAACAGCUUUGACACUGUCAACACUGCCCUGGUGGAAGACUCCGAGGGGCUGGACUGUGCCGGCCAGCACUGCUCGCGGCUGCUGCCGGACCUCGACGAGGUCCCCUGGACCCUCCAGGAGCUGGAGGCGUUGCUCCUGCGCUCACGGGAUCCCCGGGCAGGCCCGGUGGCCCCCGGUGGCCUGCCUAAAGACGCAUUGGCCAAGCUGUCGACGCUGGUGAGCCGGGCGCUGGUACGCAUCGCCAAGGAGGCACAGCGCCUGAGCCUGCGCUUCGCUAAGUGCACCAAGUAUGAGAUCCAGAGCGCCAUGGAGAUCGUGCUGUCCUGGGGCCUGGCGGCGCACUGCACGGCGGCCGCGCUGGCCGCGCUGUCCCUCUACAACAUGAGCAGUGCCGGUGGCGACCGCCUGGGCCGCGGCAAAUCGGCGCGCUGCGGCCUCACCUUCUCUGUGGGCCGCGUGUACCGCUGGAUGGUGGACAGCCGCGUGGCGCUGCGCAUCCACGAGCACGCAGCCAUCUACCUGACGGCCUGCAUGGAGAGCCUAUUCCGGGACAUCUACGCGCGGGUCGUGGCCUCCGGGCUGCCCAGGAGCUGCAGCGGCCCAGGCCCGGGCUCCAGCUCCGGCCCAGGCCAAGGCUCGGGCCCCGGAGCAGCCCCCGCGGGGGAUAAGGAGCGGGAGGUCCCCGGAGGGGGAGCGGCGAGCGGCGGCGCCUGCAGCGCAGCCAGCAGCGCCAGCGGGGGCAGCAGCUGUUGCGCCCCGCCGACCGUCGCUGCUGCUGCCGCCGCCGCAGCCCCACCGGCAGCCGCCGCCAACCACCACCACCACCACCACCACGCGCUCCACGAGGCGCCCAAGUUCACCGUGGAGACGCUGGAGUACACAGUCAACAACGACUCCGAGAUCUGGGGGCUGCUGCAGCCCUACCAGCACCUCAUCUGCGGGAAGAACGCCAGUGGAGUGCUCUGCCUGCCAGACAGCCUGAACCUUCACCGGGACCCACAGCGGACCAGCAAGCCGGGAGAGCUGCCCAUGUUUAGCCAGUCUGAGCUGAGGACCAUCGAGCAAUCCUUGCUGGCAACCCGCGUCGGCAGCAUCGCAGAACUGAGUGACCUGGUGUCCCGAGCAAUGCAUCACCUGCAGCCCCUCAAUGCCAAGCACCAUGGCAACGGCACCCCCCUGCACCACAAGCAGGGGGCGCUCUACUGGGAGCCCGAGGCCCUGUAUACCCUUUGCUAUUUCAUGCACUGCCCACAGAUGGAAUGGGAAAAUCCCAACGUGGAACCCUCCAAAGUCAACCUCCAGGUGGAAAGGCCCUUCCUCGUGCUGCCGCCGCUGAUGGAGUGGAUCCGGGUGGCCGUGGCGCACGCCGGCCACCGCCGCAGCUUCUCCAUGGACAGCGACGACGUCCGCCAGGCCGCCCGGCUGCUGCUGCCCGGCGUGGACUGCGAGCCGCGCCAGCUCAGGGCCGACGACUGCUUUUGCGCUUCUCGGAAGCUGGAUGCAGUGGCCAUCGAAGCCAAGUUUAAGCAGGACCUGGGUUUCCGGAUGCUGAACUGUGGGCGGACGGACCUGGUGAAGCAGGCAGUGUCUCUCCUGGGGCCCGAUGGGAUCAACACCAUGAGCGAACAGGGCAUGACCCCCCUGAUGUACGCCUGUGUCCGUGGGGACGAGGCAAUGGUUCAGAUGCUGCUGGAUGCCGGAGCUGACCUGAAUGUGGAGGUUGUCAGUACUCCUCAUAAAUAUCCAUCCGUCCACCCCGAGACCCGCCAUUGGACGGCUCUGACCUUUGCUGUGUUGCAUGGACAUAUUCCUGUAGUUCAGCUCCUCCUGGACGCUGGGGCCAAGGUGGAGGGCUCUGUGGAGCACGGCGAGGAGAACUACUCAGAAACACCCCUCCAGCUCGCAGCCGCCGUAGGAAAUUUUGAACUGGUUAGUUUGCUGUUGGAGCGAGGCGCGGACCCCCUGAUAGGAACCAUGUACAGGAAUGGAAUUUCUACCACCCCCCAGGGUGAUAUGAACUCUUUCAGCCAGGCCGCAGCCCAUGGACACAGGAAUGUGUUCCGCAAACUGCUCGCUCAGCCAGAGAAGGAGAAGAGUGAUAUCCUGUCCCUGGAGGAGAUUCUGGCUGAGGGGACUGACCUGGCGGAGACAGCCCCGCCUCCCCUGUGUGCCAGCCGCAACAGCAAGGCCAAACUCAGAGCCCUGAGGGAGGCCAUGUAUCACAGCGCUGAGCAUGGCUACGUGGAUGUCACAAUUGAUAUCAGGAGCAUAGGUGUCCCGUGGACCCUGCACACGUGGCUGGAGUCUUUGCGGAUCGCCUUCCAGCAGCACCGCAGGCCUCUCAUUCAGUGCCUGUUGAAGGAGUUCAAGACCAUUCAGGAGGAAGAGUACACGGAGGAGCUGGUCACUCAGGGCCUGCCCCUGAUGUUUGAGAUCUUGAAAGCCAGCAAGAAUGAAGUGAUCAGCCAGCAGCUGUGUGUCAUCUUCACUCACUGCUACGGGCCCUACCCCAUCCCCAAGCUCACAGAGAUCAAACGGAAGCAGACCUCACGCCUGGAUCCUCAUUUCCUUAACAAUAAAGAAAUGUCAGAUGUCACCUUUCUGGUAGAAGGAAGACCAUUUUAUGCUCACAAAGUGCUGUUAUUUACAGCGUCUCCAAGGUUCAAAGCUCUCCUCUCCAGCAAACCAACCAACGACAGCACCUGCAUAGAGAUCGGAUACGUGAAGUACCCCAUCUUCCAGCUGGUUAUGCAGUAUCUCUACUACGGUGGCCCAGAGUCACUUCUCAUUAAAAACAACGAGAUAAUGGAGCUCCUGUCUGCUGCAAAAUUUUUCCAGCUGGAGGCUUUGCAGCGACACUGUGAGAUUAUCUGUGCAAAAAGCAUCAAUACCGACAACUGUGUGGAUAUUUACAACCAUGCCAAGUUUCUUGGAGUCACAGAGCUCUCAGCAUAUUGCGAAGGCUACUUUCUCAAAAACAUGAUGGUCCUUAUCGAAAAUGAAGCCUUCAAGCAGCUCCUGUAUGACAAAAACGGCGAGGGCACGGGCCAGGAUGUGCUGCAGGACUUACAGAGGACGUUGGCCAUCAGGAUUCAGUCAAUCCACUUGUCGUCUUCCAAAGGCUCUGUUGUAUGA